AUGAAAACCUCCUUAGUUCAUAUUUAUAUUAGCGAAUUAAGCCUAUUAAGCCUGCUUAUUUUCUACAUAAUUUUAUUAUUGUAUCAAACCAAUAGGAGGAGGUGGGGGAAUGUUGGGAAUCUGAUUCUAAAUGCUUUAUUCUUAGUUGUUGUUCUAAUUUUAUUAUUGUAAGUUUAUAAAAUCUGGAGGAACAACAGCAUAAGUUUGAUUUUAUUAUUAAUCAAUCAAUAAAUUAUUUGGAGGUGGAGGAGGGACAAAAUUCUGAGUAAUUUACUAAUCAUUCUUGUUUUUGUCUUACUGUUAAAUAAUGUAAUUAGAAUUUCCUGGGUGAUAGGGACUAGAGUUUUAUUAUUAAACUUAGGAGUUCGAGUUGAUUUCUUUUGCUUAUUACUCAAGUUCCAAUUAAAGCAUUUAGAGCUUGCUUUAUGUUAUUUUAGAUAUUAUUUAGAUGUUAGUUAUGAACAUUCUCUAGACUUGACUGUUAUUUGUUUAAGGAUGGAUAUUUUAUUAAAUUUUUUUUCGGGGAUUCUUAUGGUUAAUCUUACUAUGGCAUAGACGGAUUCUAGUUUUACUGUUUAAAUUCAUAGCUAGGAAUUACAUUUAAUUAUGGAUUUAAAUCAACUCCAUUAGGAUUUAUAUUAUUUAGGUUGUUAUUAAUUUAGUUUGCAAACGGAAUAUCUUUUGAUUCAAUCAUAUUUUAUACUUUGA
This is a messenger RNA of Tetrahymena thermophila SB210, 708 nucleotides long. Its product is annotated as transmembrane protein, putative. The record is from RefSeq and is a predicted model, not a curated record. The transcript is spliced from 4 exons. NCBI's taxonomy places the organism in Eukaryota, Ciliophora, Oligohymenophorea, Hymenostomatida, Tetrahymenidae.